ACGUUGACAUGCUUGUAUUUUGGAUCGUCGGCUCUGCAUGGAGUUUGAUGCUUACGUCAGCAGUUGUUGACUCAUUAUCAGAGGCCCAAUGUUUGAGUCCGCACCUGGGUCAAGAGGAUCAAUAUUAAUGGGCUAAGCUACCCGACCCAAAUGGGUACAGCUCCGAAAGACGUUAGCGUUAGUAAUUUUUUAUUUUUCAUUUCGUAGGAGAGGGCGCCAGAUCUAAUUUCAAAUCAAUUCAAAAAAUCCACUCCCAAAGGCUCACAACGCUCUCUCUUUCGCUCUCCAAACCCUAACGUUCUAAUUUGUUUCCCCAAAUCCAAAUUCUUCAAGAGAAUCAAAUCGAAAUUACAAUCUUCAAGUCCCUUUUCUCUGAGAUCAACGGCCCAUACAACACUAGGAUAAAUUAAACGACUCUAACCAAUAGCUUCAACUGAGUUUUUGACUGAGUUACAAAUAUGGCUUCCCGCAACCAGAACCGGCCGCCUCGCAGCCCCUCCACCAGGAAGGAAAUUGGAGAUGAAAAUCCGUUAGACAAACGGAGAAGGCUUGGAGCAGUAGGGAGAGGAGUGGGACCCACAGCAACAGGGCGAACCCGACGAGCUUUUUCAGCUGUUAACAAUAUCCAAGACACCACAACCGCUGCUAACGCCGAGGUCGGGAACGCUGAGGAAUGUCAUGAAUUCACUAAAGAAGAAGUGGAAGCGAUUUUGAAUGAGAGGCCGAAAGCUAAGAAGUUCGAUCUGAAGGCUAAAUAUGAGCACGCGGCUGAACAUAAUAAAAGGCUUAAGCUUUGUGUGAAAUGGUUUCAACAAUGUGAUGAGAAUCAUGUACUUGAUAAAGAGAAGCUUAAGAAUUCAUUAGAGUCUGCUGAGAAAAAAUGCCUUGAUACAGAGUUAGAGAAGAAAAACAUGGAGGAAGAAUUGAAUGCGGUUAUUUCUGAGUUAAGGGACAGUAAUGCGUCCUUACAGGAGAAGCUUUCGAAGGAAGUGUCUGAAAAGCUGGAUGCUAUUAACCGCCAUAAAAGUGAAAUUGAAGCUAGGGUUACUGCUGAAAAGUCAGUUGCUUCUUUGACAGAAGAUCUUCAGAAAGCUCAGCAGGAUAUAGCAGCUGCCAAUGAGAGGGCUGCAUCACUUGACAAUACACACAAGCGAUUACAAGAGUACAUCCUGAGUCUUCAACAGUACAAUUCCAAAUUAAUCACUGACCUUGAAACAGUCCGUGAGUCGCUCAAACGUGUAGAAAAGGAGAAAUUGACAAUAGUGGAGAAUCUUAGCUCUCUAAGGGGCCACUGUAGUUCAUUGCAAGAGCAAUUAACUUUGUCAAGAGCUUCACAAGAUGAUGCUGUUAAUCAAAAGGAAACAUUAGUUAAUGAAGUCAAAUGUCUACGAGGGGAGCUACAACAAGUGAGGGAUGAUCGUGAACACCAAGUGUCAAAAGUUCAAGCCUUAUCUGCCGAAAUAGUGAAGUUCAAGGAAACUACUGGAAGAUCAUUUGCAGAAUUAGAUAACUUGACUAUGAAAUCAAAAUCCUUGGAGGAAACAUGCUCUUCUCAAAGGGAGCAACUAAGAAUACUGGAACUUCAGCUUGCAGCUGCAAACGAGAAACUAAAGAUGGCUGAUUUAUCAGCUUCAGAAACAAGGGUGGAAUAUUUAGAACAAAAAAGAACCAUACAAGAACUACAAGAUCGAUUGGCAGAUAUGGAACAUAAACUGAUUGAAGGAGAGAAUUUGAGGAAAAAGCUGCACAAUACUAUUUUGGAACUGAAAGGGAAUAUUCGUGUAUUUUGUCGGGUACGUCCUCUAUUACCGGAUGAUGGUGCAGCAGAAGGUGCAGUCGUCUCUUAUCCUACAUCAACGGAAUCUCUUGGCCGUGGAAUUGACUUGAUACAAAAUGGGCAAAAGUAUCCUUUCACAUUUGACAAGGUUUUCAAUCCUGAAGCUUCACAGCAAGAUGUUUUUGUGGAGAUAUCCCAGUUGGUACAGAGUGCCCUUGAUGGAUACAAGGUUUGUAUAUUUGCCUAUGGACAGACAGGAUCAGGUAAGACUUAUACUAUGAUGGGAAGGCCAGAAGCCCAAGAGCAAAAAGGGUUGAUACCUCGUUCGUUGGAGCAGAUAUUCCAAAGUAGCCAGUCACUGCAGGCACAAGGAUGGAAAUACAAAAUGCAGGCUUCAAUGUUGGAAAUAUACAACGAGACCAUUCGUGAUUUGUUAUCAACCAAUCGAUCUAUUGGUUCAGAUCCGACACGCGCAGAAAGUGCAGUUUCUGGAAAGCAGUAUACAAUUAAACAUGAUGCAAAUGGUAAUACACAUGUCAGUGAUCUGACCAUUGUCGAUGUUAGUACCAUAACAGAGAUUUCCUCUCUUUUAAGGCAGGCUGCUCAAAGCAGGUCUGUGGGCAGGACGCAAAUGAAUGAACAAUCGUCUAGAAGUCACAUGGUUUUUACAUUAAGGAUCUCGGGUAUAAACGAGGGUACUGAGCAACAAGUACAGGGUGUCUUGAAUCUCAUUGAUCUUGCAGGAAGUGAACGAUUGUCAAAGAGUGGUGCAACUGGAGAUAGGUUGAAGGAGACUCAGGCCAUUAACAAGAGCUUAUCGAGUUUGAGUGAUGUCAUAUUUGCGUUGGCCAAAAAGGAGGAUCAUGUGCCUUUUAGGAAUUCCAAGCUGACAUAUCUUCUCCAGCCUUGUCUUGGUGGAGAUUCAAAAACCCUAAUGUUUGUGAAUGUAUCACCGGAUCCUUCUUCGGUGGGUGAGUCUCUGUGCUCCCUCCGUUUUGCUGCUAGAGUGAAUGCAUGUGAAAUCGGAGUUCCCCGCCGUCAGUUGACAUUGCGAGCAGCUGAUUCUCGGUUGAGCUGCGGCUGAAAUGAAGUUAUGAUUAUUAUCACAUUCUUUUAUAACUGUAGUCGUAACUAUAUUUUGUAAUUCAAGUGUUUUGCGUUGAAUUUUUGUAUCACUGUAGGGUUUCUGCUUGAGCUACUACUACUAAUCAUUUGUGUUCUUAGAUUUAUGCUUCUUCUGAUAGGAAAAAAAAAGGUGCAUUUUAUUUGACUGGCACAAAAGUAACUCUUUCAUAGUUGUAUGAUAUAAAGUUCAUUUGAUGAAUACAGAAACAAAGGAAUUCUAUGUUUUAUCA
This is a messenger RNA of Gossypium arboreum, 3132 nucleotides long. RefSeq names its product kinesin-like protein KIN-14C. Gene Ontology annotation, biological process: microtubule-based movement. Gene Ontology annotation, molecular function: microtubule binding; ATP binding; microtubule motor activity. NCBI's taxonomy places the organism in Eukaryota, Viridiplantae, Streptophyta, Magnoliopsida, Malvales, Malvaceae. The record is from RefSeq and is a predicted model, not a curated record. Bases 459 to 2861 code for a protein of 800 amino acids. The transcript is spliced from 17 exons.